GGACUGCGUGAUACCAGGGUUACAUCGUAUGACAAGCAGAACAUUUCUUCGGUUCUUCACCUCAUCCUCGAACAUCAGAAUGUCCGACCUCCCUACAAGUUUCGGUCCGAAGCCCACCGCAUCUGCCAGUGCAAGACCACCACCUCCACCAGCAACAUUCGCUCACUCCUCCUACCCGCUUAUCAUCGACCUCUUUACCUCCCUCCUCCCUCCUGCACCUCACCACCUGCCUAUCCUCUACCACACUCCCCGGAAAUCAAAUGCACCUGUCAACAAGCUCAUACUCUCCGUCACUCCCACCUCGGGUGUCUAUGCAGGUCUGACCCCACGCACAGCGGUCUUCCUGCACAGACCCUGGGCAUUGGAGAGGAGGAGGCUUUUCGUGGGAAAUCUGGUCUUGACGAGUCAUCAACGCUUGGAUGAGGUCUUGACCACGGGUUACAAUUUGGCCCUGAUGGAUUCCCUCGGGCUAGGCGCCGGGUCUGGAGCGAACGAGGGGGCUGAAGAGGGAAGUACGGGGGGAAGAGGGGAGAUCGUCGGGUAUAAAGGCGAUCCGGAGAGGAAGAUGGGGGUCGUCUUCCCCGUCCCGGACAAUCUGAGCGGAAGGACGGUAGUCGAAUGGAGGGAAGCUUUAGAAAAGGAGUUUGAGGGUCUUGAGGGGGACAACUUUGAGGACCUAUUAGGAACCGACUCAUCAAUUCCAGCUUCGACACCAAUUUCGACGACAGCAGAGGAGGAGAAGGACCAGCUGGCAAAGUCGGUCACGAUAGCGGACUUGCCUGCACCGAAAUAUAUCGCAUGCAUGAACGCCUUUGAACCGACCAUCAUCGAUCGACUCCGCUACAUCCUCUCCAAUGCUUCUCCAGAUCCGGAUAACCCGCAUGACUCUCCCCUGAACUCCCUAUCGAGUCCGACGGCCGACCCUAUGCCAGUCAACCCCUCCUCGAUCCUCUAUAUAACCGGCGAACCGCGUCCUUUAGGCCUCGAGACUGCCAAAUCUCUCCAGAUGCCAACACUCUUCGUCGGCCAUAACCGGAGUGAAGUCUGGGCUAUCAAGUGGUUAGCUCAACAAGCUAGGCAAAAGUUGGGAGACGGCGUGGAAGUUAUUGUUGUGGAUGAGGAAGAGGUCGUACCUCCCAAACCCGAGAAACCUGCCAAGGCUCCGAGACCGAAGAAGGAUGGAGCAAGGGGUGGUCAUACGGGUAGAAAACGAAAAUCAGAAGAAAAACAGGCGCAGGAGACAAAGCCCAGGGGUAGCGAACGCGAUGAGGCGCCCAGCUCUUGUUCAUGAUGA
Molecule: messenger RNA, 1294 nt
Organism: Filobasidium floriforme
Lineage: Eukaryota; Fungi; Basidiomycota; Tremellomycetes; Filobasidiales; Filobasidiaceae
Exons: 1
Coding region: 29-1291 (420 amino acids)
Source: RefSeq, a predicted model, not a curated record